Molecule: messenger RNA, 588 nt
Organism: Nematocida ausubeli
Lineage: Eukaryota; Fungi; Microsporidia
Exons: 1
Coding region: 1-588 (195 amino acids)
Biological process (GO): mitotic sister chromatid cohesion
Cellular component (GO): NatA complex
Molecular function (GO): acyltransferase activity, transferring groups other than amino-acyl groups
Source: RefSeq, a predicted model, not a curated record
AUGGCUGACAUGCAUUCAAAGAAGAAAACAGCAGCCCCAGAACACCUUCAGAAUGAACCAUACAUAGUGCCUGCAGAUCCAGAUAAGAUGGAUGAGAUCAAAGCAAUUAUACUACAGAUCUUCCCUGUUGUGUAUAAUCAUGAUUUCUAUGCCAAGCUGUUCUCAAAAAACACAUUUCUUCAGCUCCUUUGCAACUCAGCAACCCAUGAGAUUGUUGGGCUUUUUGCCCUUAGGCUGUCCAAUUCCAACACAAUGGAUCUCAGCGGGUCCCCGCAUAGCGCAAUACCAAACUGUGAGUGCAGCGGAAUGAAUAAGUUUGAGGAGGACAAGUUUAUGUAUGUGAUUCUUAUUGGUAUAAUAGAAAAAUAUCAAGGGCACGGAUAUGGAAAGAUGCUUCUUAAAGAAAUCGACUCAAUUUCUGUGGCAUAUGGCAUACCUCACAUAUUUUUGCAUGUGCAGACGUCCAACCUGCGUGCAAUCGAGUUCUACUAUAAAUCAGGGUUUAAGCUUGCAAAGCUCAUUACUAAUUACUACACAAAUGUAUAUCCUAAAGAUGCCUUUUUAUUACGAAAGUGCUUGCUGCAAUAG